Molecule: messenger RNA, 1958 nt
Organism: Phacochoerus africanus (Common warthog)
Lineage: Eukaryota; Metazoa; Chordata; Mammalia; Artiodactyla; Suidae
Gene: TMOD2
Product: tropomodulin 2
Exons: 10
Coding region: 210-1265 (351 amino acids)
Biological process (GO): pointed-end actin filament capping; myofibril assembly; muscle contraction
Cellular component (GO): myofibril; striated muscle thin filament
Molecular function (GO): tropomyosin binding
Source: RefSeq, a predicted model, not a curated record
CCGUGCCCGGCCGGGAGCCGCCUGUUGAUCACCGCUCUCGCCCUGGCCACGGCGCCGCCCUGCUCGCCGGCCCCGCUACCUUGGGGCAGGCAGACUGACGGCCCACACCUCCGGCUCCGUGAUGGGCGCACAGACAGUGGUAUUCUGAAGUCUCAGGAAGCUGCCACAGUUAAAUGUUCAUGGCCCGUGAAAAAGGCAUAUGAGAAACCAUGGCACUCCCUUUUCAAAAAGAGCUGGAGAAAUACAAGAACAUUGAUGAAGAUGAGCUUCUUGGCAAACUCUCAGAAGAGGAACUGAAACAGUUGGAAAAUGUUCUUGAUGACCUAGAUCCCGAGAGUGCACUGCUGCCAGCUGGAUUUCGACAGAAGGAUCAGACACAGAAAGCAGCCACCGGCCCAUUUGACCGUGAGCACCUCCUCAUGUACCUGGAGAAAGAGGCUUUAGAGCAGAAAGACAGGGAAGACUUUGUGCCCUUCACUGGAGAAAAGAAAGGGAGAGUCUUUAUCCCCAAAGAAAAGCCUGUAGAAACUCGUAAAGAAGAAAAAGUGACCCUGGACCCAGAAUUGGAAGAAGCUUUGGCCAGCGCCUCGGACACCGAACUUUAUGACCUUGCAGCUGUUCUUGGAGUACACAAUCUACUCAACAAUCCCAAGUUUGAUGAAGAAACAACUGGCACAAAAGGAGGCAAAGGGCCUGUGAGAAAUGUAGUCAAAGGUGAAAAGGUGAAGCCAGUAUUUGAGGAACCACCCAAUCCCACAAAUGUGGAAGUAAGUCUACAGCAGAUGAAAGCUAAUGAUCCCAGCCUGCAAGAGGUCAACCUCAACAACAUUAAGAACAUUCCAAUUCCAACCCUGAAGGAAUUUGCAAAGGCUCUAGAGACCAAUACUCACGUGAAGAAGUUCAGCCUGGCGGCAACCCGCAGCAAUGACCCUGUGGCAAUUGCUUUUGCAGAUAUGCUAAAAGUAAACAAGACCUUGAAAAGUCUAAACAUAGAAUCUAAUUUUAUCACCGGUGCUGGGAUCCUGGCCCUUGUAGAGGCGUUAAAAGAAAAUGACACAUUGACAGAGAUCAAGAUCGACAACCAGAGACAGCAGUUGGGAACAGCUGUAGAGAUGGAAAUUGCCCAGAUGCUCGAGGAGAAUUCAAGGAUCCUCAAGUUUGGAUAUCAGUUUACCAAGCAAGGGCCACGAACAAGAGUGGCAGCUGCCAUCACAAAGAAUAAUGACCUGGUUCGUAAAAAGCGAGUUGAAGGAGACCGAAGGUAAAUUUCCACAAGAAGAGGCAAAGUUUCACCACAGCGGCAUUUUAAAAACAAAAAUUCUUCUCCAUUGGGACCAUUUUAUCAAAGGUUGUUCAUUUCCGUUAGCCACACAACUCAUAAUUUAAUCGUUAUUCUUUUUUUAGUACUACUUAUUUGUCUUGGAUUUUUUAACACAUACAAUUGUUUUGUUUGCUCAUGGGCACUUCUGGCAACUUGAACCAAUGGACUUCAGCAGAUCUUAGUGGGUGACAACGAUCGAAAAUGAUUUAACCACUUUCAUAUUGGGUUGUCUUGCUUUUUUUUCCUUUUAACCACUGAAAGGAACUUAGUAUAUACAUGUGUUUGUAACUGUGGUUAUGAUAAAGGCCUAUCUCUGUUUACAUGCACAGCUUUGAGUUAGGCUAAAUACAUCAGAAGUGUUCAGGUGACCAUAUAAGAAGUUAGUAUUUCCAGUCUUUCAUUAGGUGAGAAAAUGUGACCAGCUUAACACAGAUUCUCCCUUUGUUCCAGAAAAAUCACUUCCUGUACACAUGUCCCCCCCCAUGAAGAUCAGUGGUGUCAUCUUCAUAAAAAAUAAGACAGCAUUAUGAUACAUUAACACAGCUUUAGCAAAUAAGUGUGAAAUAUUUAUUAGCCCACAAAUAUAGCUUCAAGCCAGACUCUCAGCUAGCAAAAUAAAUUAGCAUACUUACCUGUA